AUGCCUCAGAAGCGCCAGCGCCGCGCUCCCCGUGUCAACACGACACCCGUCACCGACCAAGCUGGCAAGACAGAGGCCAAGACGCUCCAAGACCUCGUUGACGCGCGCAGCGAGAGCGGCUCCUCGGACACGUCGUCGUACGUGCCAUCCGAGCUGAGCUCGGCCGACGGCCUCGGCGGCGACAUCCUCUCCUCCGCCGAGGGCUCUGAGGACGGCAUUUCUGACCCCGAGCUCGAGGGAGACGAGUACGAGGAGGCUGCGCGGGCCGAGGACUCCAACGGCGCGGACGACCCCAACCGCGAGUUCAACCAGGCGCUGCUCACGCAGGCGAUCACCUCCCGGCCCAACAACAUCGCGACCGCCCUCCCUACUCCCGACCGGCGGACGUUUGCCGGCAAGCGCCACGUCGUCAUGCACGCCAUCAAGGUGUACCUGCUCGCCCACCUUGACGAGACCGUUGCCGGGCUCUCCCUCGACGACAUCCUGCCGGGGGUCAUCGCUGCGCUGCCGCUGCCCGACAACACCGGGUCCAAGGUGCUGCUCAAGACGCAGUUCAAGCAGAACCUCCGUGCGACGCUGCGUGAGGCGGAGUCGGAGCUCAACACCGACCUCCGCAACCAGUUGCUCCUCAUCUACUCGGGCAUCAUCCACCGCGUCAUGGUGCACGCCUCCAACGCCACUCUGCACGCGGCGGCCAAGGCGGAGCACGUGGCGCUGUUCGCUGGGCUGGUGGCAGCGCCGCCCGGCUUCAAGCUUGAGGGCGAGGACGAGUUCAUGUUCGCCUUCCACGCCGCCGUCGACCCGCAGAACCACACGCUGCUGGCCUUCGCGCACAAGGAGUGGCCCGCGCUCAUCCAGCAGUACCUCACCUUCCUCCCGUCGGGCCGCUCGCGCACCAUCACGCUCAAGUUCGUGGCGUACACGGUGAUGUCGCUGUGGCAGACGCUCACCUUCGUCCCAGACACCGAAGGCGUGCUGCAGUACGGCAAGCGCAACCGCGAGACAGGCUCUUCCGCGCGGUUCGAGAGGAUCAAGGCGUGGCUGCUCGACGCCGACGCGUGCCCGACCAAGUGGGAGCCGCUGCUCCGCAUCCGCGAGGCAGCGGCCUAG
Messenger RNA from Emiliania huxleyi CCMP1516, 1110 nucleotides. RefSeq lists its product as hypothetical. Bases 1 to 1110 code for a protein of 369 amino acids. The transcript is spliced from 5 exons. Lineage: Eukaryota; Haptophyta; Isochrysidales; Noelaerhabdaceae. The record is from RefSeq and is a predicted model, not a curated record.